Molecule: messenger RNA, 3534 nt
Organism: Linum trigynum
Lineage: Eukaryota; Viridiplantae; Streptophyta; Magnoliopsida; Malpighiales; Linaceae
Source: the annotation of a GenBank genome assembly
CGACCAGGCAGCUGAUAAAAGGAAGAAGAAGGCCAACAUUGAGAGGAUUCGAGUUUUGGAGAAAGAGAGCGAUUCCUAGAGAGAGAAAGUGACGAGCAAGAGUUCCCAAGUGCCCUAGAUUGAUCUUCAACACCAUUGGAGGCCAGUUUGAGCUUGGAGAAGUGCCGAUCAACGUCCAGAAACAGGAAUCCAUCCUUCGCAGUAUGAAUUCCGUGUCUGAUUCUGCUUUUGCUUUCUUCUCUAUGGAGUAGUUCUCCCAUUCAUCUGGGUAUGGAGAACCCUAGAUUUGUAUGUUAGGCUUUGAUUGUAUGAACCCAAGUACUGAUUCUAUGAUUGAUUAUAUUCGAUUGAGGUUUUAACGAUUGAAUGACUUGAAUCCUGAUCAAAUUCCUGUUGUUUCUGCUUUAACCUAGAAUGAGAAUAUCUGCCUAGGUUAAUAGAGUAUCCUUGAUUGAAGGUAGGGAGUUGGUGACUUUAGUCGAGGAACCAACUCACUAUUCUGUACCGGAUUUACUCCGGUAGUGGAGGUUUUGUUCUUAGGGACUCAAUCUGUCUACUCCGGUGGAGGUUAGUCGCCCGCUAGAGAUUCAGAUUGAGAGGGUCUGAAGACCUUUAGUCGAGACUUCAGGCUGUUUGAGAACCUUCCGCAGUAUAACCAUCAUAGAAACUGAACUUGGUAAUUACAAUCCGGCUUAACUGCAGUCUAGGGGGAACCAUAUCCGGGUGACCUCUUUAACCUGAAUACAACAGUUUACUUGCUUUGUUAGUUUGAUAGUUUAGACUUGCAUGCCAGUUUCAUUGCUAGAUAACAAGAAUUCACUGAGUAGUCAUCACAUCUAGGACCCGGGUUGAUAAUUAAACCCAAACCCGCUAUACUACGCUUUAGGAAGUGGUUUCACUUGGCCAAUUCCUGGAGUGACAGUAGAGUCGAGUCACUAUGCGUCGAGUUUUUCAGCACCUUCACCAUACGCAAGAGUCUAUGCCUACUCGGUCAUCCAGUAAGUCGGGUCGAGUUUUGAUUGGGAGGGGAACCUCGCAAUUUGAGCUAUGACAAGCUAGCCAGAGCCCCCAGAGUGGAAGCCAAACAUAGGGACGAGUGGGAGGAAGAUGCCAUAUGAAGUUUUGACGUGAAUGUCGCGUUUCUGAAGUUUUGUCUUCCAAAGUAUCGAAGGACAAAGUUCAAGUCGGCCCUCACAACGACAUCCACACUCCAGCUCCAAUGACGUGUCAUGGUUGCACUCCUGGCUCGUUCCCUCUACCCGGCUUACCACAAUCCGAACAAGAUAACCGAGAGAGUAUUAUUGGCUUGUGCUUGCAUGGUGGACCGGUCUAGCACUUUGCACCUGGGGCCAGUCAUGGCCACUUCUUUUGCUAGGGCCAAGGAGGGAACCCCGUCGUUAUGUCACAUCAAUGGGUCCGUUCAUCACCCGCCUUGCUAGAUAUUUCGAUGUCAGCCUUUCAGGGUGCUCGAAAGAGGGAGGCACCCAGAGAUUUGACGAGGGCACUCUUUACUCCAUGCGCUUAUUGCGCACCUUUGGCCCAAUGCGGUACAUCGAGGGAUUGAGUCCUAACCCCGAGGUCCCGCCAGCAGCCGAGCAGCCACCUGCUCAUGCACCCGACCGCCGCCUCCCAGCUCUCCAGCGUCCUGCACAGCAGCCACCACCACCACCACCAGCAGGCGAUCCCCUUGUCUAGAGGGUGGAUUGCCUUGAGACGAGCUUCAUGGGAUUCUCAUCCCGUCUCGACCGGCAGUCCGACAUCCUCGAGCUUAUGGCUCACCACCUGGGUAUCCUACCCGAUGUUGGAGAUGGUCCUUCCACCAGAGAGAGGUAGAUGACGAGUGAGACAUGUGGCAGAGCGGAGUCCUUUCGCCCCACUUCUCUACUUGUAACCCUGAACUUGUUUUGUUUUUAUUUUUAUUUGUGUGUGUGUGUGUGUUUGAACUACUACUACUAUGUAUUGUGCUUGUAAUAACCUUGCCUCGAGCGAGUCGUAUUGUGUUUGUGUGUGUUGUUUUUUUGUCUCUCCUUGAAGCUCAAAUUAUCCUACCCCGGUUCGAUUCCAACCUUCACUCACCAAGCCCAAGCGGUAACAUCAUUGUACCCCUUUCUUACGCCAUUGAGGGCAAUGCCAAGUUUAAGUGUGUGCGGGGAGGGAAGGGUAGUUUACUAGUAUGCUUGUGUGGGUGUGAUGAUGCUUGGAGCCUUUUGUAUGCCCAAAUUUCAAAAUUUGAGGGCUCCAAGAAAUGUUUGUAUGAUCAAAGUGGCCGGAUGGUGGGAAAUUCUCGUGUUUAUGGGCAUUGAUCUUGAAUUGUUGCAUGUGAUUGAGUAUAUCCUAUGAUGAUGACUGGGAAGUUCAUUAGGAUAGGGCAAAAGUUUAGUUCUCAGAUGUGCAUAAAUGAAUGGAUGUCUUGACUUGAUCACUUGUUACUUACAAUUGCCAUGCAUCGUGUUUGUGAAUUGGAGUAGAUCGUUGGGUAACUAGGUAGCCUAUGAGCUUUGAGCCUAUCGUUUUCUUCCGAUGUGAUAGUUCCCUCUUACCAUGGUGUGUAGCAUCACAAGUUGUCACUGCCAAGUAUGAUGGAGGCAUAGGAUGUGUCCAUGCCCAAAUGUUGAUUGUCCCGAAAUGUAUCAUCCUUUAGUCAACCCCUAUGAGCCUUGUGACUUUGUGGGUCGUUCUCAAUUUAGUAGCUUCGUGCAUGUGAGCGUAAAGGUGUUAGUAGAACGACCACCAAUCCUUUCUUCGUGUCUAAACAUGAGUUGCCUGUGUGUUCCGGAGCUCUCACCUUUGAGUCUCCAUAGAUGUUCUGUAACAUCCCGGCAUUUUGGUUCAGGUUCGACUAUAAUAAGUGAAUGGUUGGAUCGCCUGUUACGUACACACAAAUCAAAUCAAACCGGAUCAAAUCAAAUGCAUCAAGACCCAACUAAUAAUUUAGCGGGGUUAAGAUCGGAUGGGCCACAUUCAAGUGACUUCCUUUUUAUUGUAAAAAUGGACGUUUGACUCGAGUAAAAGAAGGGGGAGUGGAAGACGGUUAUGGUGGUAAAUGAAUAGAAUGCAUACUCAUUUAUAUUACAUAAAUACGUAACUGAAUUGGUGGAGUGAGUAGGGAGGAGGGCGAUCCGCAUCCUCCUUACGUUAAGGUUGGAAAGAGAAUAUCGAUGGUCUUUCCCCACAUAAAAUACGGCCGGGGGAUUGGGGAGAGAGACAAGGGCGGCAAUGCAAAGGGGUAGGACGAACAGAGUUGUUGGACUAAUCGUCCCUCGUUGGAGGAGAAGAAAGCCCGAGACGAGAAGUGAUGGUCGGGGUCAUCCCCGGUUGAGUGACGACGGCGAUGGAUCAUGGACUCCGACAACGGGUUCCAGGGACGAUCAAGCAAGGAGCCCGCAAAUAUCCUUGACGUCGGUGUGGAUCCUUAAAGAGUCAGUGAAAGAGGAAUCGACGAGAUGGGUCCAACGAGAACCCGACUGUCGUGCGAUUGGAAGGCACAUACGUGAGCUGGUUAUGGGCUGCCUUCAAGAAACUACGACUGAGUCG